GAUGCGUUCACAAGGUGUGUAUGCUAAUAAAUUUAAGAAUCAUGAGAAGAGGGUUUUAAUUAGUGACAUCCGGACUGUUUCGAAAUACAGUAACAGGUUAUUCAAGCCAGAUGAAACCAGCAGAAAGUUGGAGAAGCUGCAGAUGGGAGGAGCAACUCAUAUGUAAUUGGAUGAACUCAUAGUUCUGAAUAUAUAUAUGAACACCCGAUAGGAAAAUGCAGUCCAUUAUCGCACAUCAAUAUACUGAAUUUUGUGCUAUCGUAAAUUUGAGAUUUUGCAUCUACGAAGCCGUCCAGAAUGUCUGUCAGCGAUAUCUCUUUAGAAGACGCUAUCAGCUCAGGGAGUGAAUACCAAAUAGACACAGACCAAACUAGUACGACAGACUCUGCCAAAGGCAACCAGAAAUCCGGUCACCAAUCACGUCCGCGAGCGACAAGAAUGAAAAUCAGACAACAGCGAGCAGCGGUGCCGUUCACGUCUACUCCUACGGCAACGGCCUGUGCAAAUGCAGCAGCUUCAUUCCUGUUAUCAGACUGCGAAACUGAAGACGAUCAUCAGUUUAACCUUGACAAGAGAUGCUUUUCAGAGAAGCAACACACGGAAGAUAUUCUACAGAUAAUGGAACGGAGGAUGAAGCUGAUGGAGGACAAAAUGUGGAUUGCUAUUGGUGCCCUGAGACGAGAUGUCGCAAUGAGAGAUCGACAGAUUGCAGAUAUGCAAAACAACUGGAGAGACUGCAGAGGGAAGGGAUAG
Messenger RNA from Haliotis rubra (blacklip abalone), 753 nucleotides. RefSeq lists its product as uncharacterized. The transcript has 6 exons. NCBI's taxonomy places the organism in Eukaryota, Metazoa, Mollusca, Gastropoda, Lepetellida, Haliotidae. The record is from RefSeq and is a predicted model, not a curated record. Bases 298 to 753 code for a protein of 151 amino acids.